Calliphora vicina (urban bluebottle blowfly) is the source of this 963-nucleotide messenger RNA. RefSeq names its product integumentary mucin C.1-like. Bases 58 to 915 code for a protein of 285 amino acids. Gene Ontology annotation, molecular function: chitin binding. The record is from RefSeq and is a predicted model, not a curated record. Gene Ontology annotation, cellular component: extracellular region. Lineage: Eukaryota; Metazoa; Arthropoda; Insecta; Diptera; Calliphoridae. The transcript has 2 exons.
AUAACCAAAUAAUAACUUAAAUAAACUAGAGGUUCUUGAGUAAACGUUAAGAAUAUCAUGAACUCAAAAAUAGUUGCAGCCUGUCUUUUACUGGCCUUUGCCAUUACAUCCAGUCAAGCGGCAAAACCGAAUAAUGCCUUAAAUGUCAAGUACUUAUGCCGUUCCAGGCCCGAUGGUUUUCAGGCAAUUGUACCAGGAGUCUGUGAUCAGUAUUACGAAUGUUUAGGUGGAAAAACCCAACUGAAAACCUGUCCACGUUUCUACGAUUUUACGAAAAAGCAAUGCGUUUACAAUAAUCCUGGCUGUGUGCCGACUGAUACGAAAGCACGUGAUAACAAGCAUCCUUGCUCUGGCAUUAGCGAUGGUGGUUACGCUGUGGAUCCCAAAAACCCUGCAGUUUACUAUUUGUGUAAAAAUAAUGAUAAGGAAAAUACACUUCAGUGCAAAGACGGCCAAGAGUUUGAUUUGGUGAAAUUGGUAUGUGCUGAACCAUCGACAAAUUCAAAUAAACCUUGUGUAACAACCAAGGCUCCUUGUACCACAACAAAAGCUCCUUGUAUUACAACAACAUGUUCUACAACUAAAGCUCCUUGUACCACAACUACUUGUACCACAACAACUUGUACCACAACCACUUGUACCACAACUACUUGUACCACAACAACUUGUACCACAACCACUUGUACCACAACUACAUGUACCACAACUACUUGUACCACAACUACUUGUACUACAACAACUUGUACAACAACAACUUGUACCACAACAACUUGUACCACAACACCCUGUACCACAACAACUUGUACCACAACUACUUGUACCACAACACCCUGUACCACAACAACUACACCCUGUACCACAACAACUACACCCUGUACCACAACCACUUGCAUUACAACACCCCCUCCCUGUUAAUGCUAUUAAAAUAUAGUGUUGCUAUAAAUUCCUUAAAAUAAACUGAAA